AUGGGGCCUGGCACUGUCGCCCUGCGUGAGAUCAGGCGCUACCAAAAGUCCACUGAGCUGCUGAUCCGUAAGCUGCCUUUCCAGCGCCUGGUGCGUGAGAUUGCCCAGGACUUCAAGACUGACCUACGCUUUCAGGGGGCUGCUAUUGGUGCACUGCAGGAAGCCAGUGAGGCAUAUCUGGUGGGCCUGUUUGAAGACACCAAUCUGUGUGCCAUCCACGCCAAACGUGUCACCAUAAUGCCCAAAGAUAUCCAACUGGCCCGUCGCAUCCGCGGAGAGCGCGCCUGAUCUCCCACAGCCACAGAGCAGCUGUCUUUCACAUGGAGGAAAAAAAGUCUAUACUCUUCCAUCUCACUUGGUAGUGAUGAGUGUUGGAUUUAUUCCAUAUGGAAUGUGACAUUGAUAUUUAUUUAGCUACAUUUAAAGUGGGUUGUUGGAACUGGGGGGCGGGGUGGUUAGAUAGUUUUACAUUUGCAUAUGUAACGGAUGUUCCAUUGUUUCAUU
Molecule: messenger RNA, 504 nt
Organism: Megalops cyprinoides (Indo-Pacific tarpon)
Lineage: Eukaryota; Metazoa; Chordata; Actinopteri; Elopiformes; Megalopidae
Product: histone H3.3A-like
Exons: 3
Coding region: 1-288 (95 amino acids)
Cellular component (GO): nucleosome
Molecular function (GO): structural constituent of chromatin; protein heterodimerization activity; DNA binding
Source: RefSeq, a predicted model, not a curated record